CGGGGAACUGUGGAGUGCGGUUCGUAUUCCCCAUACUAUAUCCUAUAUUAUUCAAUUGUGGAUUUGAACUCAUAAGUGAACGCGGUUUACUGUUCAGUCGUCCUCUGGUAAUCGUACAUGUGCGGUUCUCCGGUAGCGAUUUUUAUUAUCGUUGACUACUGAUUAGUGCAGUCAUUUCAAAUUUGCAAUUGGCGUAGAUUUAACGUAUAUCAACAAUUAACUCCAGUACUCGCAGAGCGAGUUACGAACUGUUAUGUAUUUAAUAAAUAAUUGAAUAGUCCUCAAAACGAUGAAAAUCCCAUUUGGCGUUUGCAUAGCCGUCUGCGGCUUGUUAUUCGCAUUGGACUCUGCGUCCACCGAAAAAGACGUGAGCGCCAAAAAUGAUCUUAAUUUGCUUGUACUCACAGUAGCUUCUGAAAAAAAUGAUGGUUACAAAAGAUUCAUCGAUUCUGCUAACCUAAAUGGCCUUAAAACUAAAGUGCUUGGUUUUGAUAAGCCAUGGCAAGGAGGUAACAUGAAUAGUGUUGGCGGUGGUUACAAACUAAAUUUGUAUCUUGAAGCAUUAGAGCCUUAUAAAAACAAUGAUAACUUAGCAGUAUUACUCACCGAUGCGUAUGAUGUUGUAAUUUUAGCAAACAGCAGUACAAUUCUAAAUAAGUUCACUGAGUUUGAUUCUUCAAUAGUAAUUUCAACCGAAAACAGUUGUUGGCCAGAUAGAAAAUUAGCAGAUCAAUAUCCUACUGUUGAUCAGAAUGGUUAUAGAUUUUUAAACUCUGGAGGUAUAAUUGGUUAUGCUAGCAAAUUGUAUAAGUUUCUAUCAGAGAAGCCAAUAAAAAAUCUUGGAGAUGACCAAUUACAUUUGACAAAUUUGUAUUUAAAUGCUGAUUUACGUGAAAAGCUUAACAUUAAGUUGGAUAAUUAUGCAAAAUUGUUUCAAAAUGUCUAUCUUGCUGAAGACGAUAUUAAACUGAAACUCGUAAACAAAUCAUAUGUAUUGGAGAAUAUUAAUUUUAAUACUCAACCAGCUGUUGUCCAUGGAAAUGGAUUAUCUAAAAUAACAUUCAAUAGCUACACAAAUUAUAUUCCAAAUAAGUGGUCUCCUGAAAUUGGCUGUAGUACAUGUUAUGACAACAAUUUGGAUCUUUCAACGCUCAAGGAAGAAAAUUACCCAAAAGUGCUAUUAUCUAUAAUUGUUGAUAAACCAACCCCAUUUUUUGAUGAGUUUUUAAAUAAAAUUGAAAAUAUUGAUUAUCCAAAGAACAGACUGUUUUUGUCUAUAACUACAUUGGUGGAAUAUCAUAAAGAGCAUGUGGAUAAAUUUAUUUCUAGGAUAGGUGAUCAAUACAAUGCAUCAUUUGUAUUUCAUAAGACUGCAGAAGAAAGUAUACAUGCACGACACUUUUCAUUUUCAUUAUGCACUAGCAAACUGUGUGACUAUUUGUUUUACAUUGAGAAUGAAGCACAUUUAGAUAAUCCACAAACAUUGAAAACAUUAAUUCAGCGUAAUAAGAAAAUCAUUGCUCCAAUGCUUACGCGACCAUUUAAAGCUUGGUCUAAUUUUUGGGGAGCCUUAUCUAAAGAUGGAUUCUAUGCUCGAUCAUUUGACUAUAUGGAUAUUGUCAAUUACAACAAAACGGGGAUUUGGAAUGUACCUUAUAUAAGUACUUGUUACUUAAUGAAAGGUACAAUUUUGGAAAAUAAAUUCACCAGACCAUCGUACAAAGAAGAUAAUUUGGACUAUGAUAUGGCAUUUAGUAAAUCAUUAAGAGAAAAGGGAGUUUUUAUGUAUAUUGAUAAUCAAUAUACUUAUGGGCAUUUGAUUGAUUCAGAAACAUUUGAUAUAACUCUUAAGAAUCCUGAAGUAUACCAAUUAUUUGAAAACAGAUAUGAUUGGGAACAGCGUUAUAUUCAUCCUGAAUAUAUGGAAAAUUUCAAUCCCGAUAAAAAACCGGCUGAGCCAUGUCCAGAUGUCUUUUGGUUCCCAAUUGUAACUGAACAGUUUUGUCGAGAAUUCAUUGAAAUUAUGGAGAAUUUCGGUCAAUGGUCAGAUGGUACAAAUAAUGAUCCCAGAUUGGAUAAUGGAUAUGAAGCUGUGCCAACAAGAGACAUUCAUAUGAAACAAGUGGGGUUACAAAAUGUGUGGCUAGAGUUCUUAAGACUAUUUGUUUCCCGAUUACAGGAGCAUGUGUAUCUUGGCUAUUACUCAGAUGGCCCCCCUCGUUCUGUAAUGAACUUUGUUGUCAAGUACAAUCCACUUGGUCAGGCGUCGUUGAGACCACACCAUGAUUCGUCUACCUACACCAUCAAUAUAGCUUUAAAUUCUCCAGGAAAAGAUUAUCAUGGAGGAGGCUGCCAUUUUUUGAGAUACAAGUGUAAAGUUACAGAUAUGAAAGUUGGUUGGAUGCUAAUGCAUCCAGGACGGCUUACACAUUACCAUGAGGGACUUGAAGUCACCAAUGGCACCAGAUAUAUUAUGAUAUCUUUUGUUGAUCCUUAAUUACCUUUUCAUUUGUGCAGAUAAAUGAUUCAACCACGAACAAAUUAUUUUUUUUAUAUAUUAUAUAUUUUGUGUUUAGAUUUUUAGUUGUUGAAAUUUUUUUUUUUUACCCAACCUAACAAACAAUAAUUAGUCAUUUAGAUUAUAGGUGAUAUUAUAAUCACAGAACUUUUUUUACUUUUUUUACAAUAUAUAUAAAUUAUUAUAUGUUACAGUCGAAUUGUGAUAACUCAUAACUCAAAAAUGUUCAUUACUCAAAUUUUUUUCUUGCUCCUUGAAGUAUCUAUUAGUUAUUAUAUUAGAUAUUUAAAUCAAAAAUACGUAAAACAAAUUUAUGUUUAACUUUGAGAUUUGAGUUAUUGUGACGGCUGAAUUAUUUCUAAAAAUAUUAUUCUAUUAUAAAAUUAUUUAAAUAAUUUACAAACAAAAUAAUUUAAUAUUUUUGUAAUUAAGUUUAAAAUAAAAAUUACCUACCAAAUAAUCUUUUAAAAAUAUUUUUGUUAUAAUUACACAUUAUGUAUAAGCUAAUAAUGUAAUUUUUCAUUUAAUGUUUAGAAUAUGUGACUGACAGAAAACAUAUGUCCCUCACUAUUAUCAUUUUUCCAUCUCAAUGUAUAAUAGUAGUGUAUAGCACUAUAGGCCAUAAUAUUAAAUUUGCAAGCAAUUAUACUAUAAUUUCAUAUCAUUCAUCAAACAA
This is a messenger RNA of Rhopalosiphum padi (bird cherry-oat aphid), 3194 nucleotides long. RefSeq names its product procollagen-lysine,2-oxoglutarate 5-dioxygenase (gene Plod). Gene Ontology annotation, cellular component: endoplasmic reticulum. Bases 290 to 2497 code for a protein of 735 amino acids. The transcript has 16 exons. Gene Ontology annotation, biological process: peptidyl-lysine hydroxylation. Gene Ontology annotation, molecular function: L-ascorbic acid binding; procollagen-lysine 5-dioxygenase activity; iron ion binding. The record is from RefSeq and is a predicted model, not a curated record. NCBI's taxonomy places the organism in Eukaryota, Metazoa, Arthropoda, Insecta, Hemiptera, Aphididae.